Messenger RNA from Asparagus officinalis (garden asparagus), 1674 nucleotides. RefSeq lists its product as uncharacterized. The record is from RefSeq and is a predicted model, not a curated record. Bases 267 to 1496 code for a protein of 409 amino acids. Lineage: Eukaryota; Viridiplantae; Streptophyta; Magnoliopsida; Asparagales; Asparagaceae. The transcript has 7 exons.
CUCGAGCACAUUGUGCGUAUUUAUUUUAUAGUUUUUCAAUCUGGACAUACAGAGAGAAGUGGUAUAAGAGAGGAUGUGAUGGCUUAUUUUUAUUCUGGGAUUUAACUCCUGUAAUUUGGAUUCCGCGAAACUUGGAUUCAUAGAAGCAAGGAUAUUCUCAAGGUACCAGCAGAGAAAGAGAGGAGCAAGAGGACAACCAUUACUUCAAUGCACAGGGACAAAGACAAGCCUACAUCAAGGACUACACCUUCAAAAAUUCUUCCAAGAUGAGCUCUAGCAAAGCCACUCCCUCUCAAAUCAUCACCAUCUCUCUUUGGAUCCUUCUCUGUGCUCCUCUCUCCUCCGUCUCCUCUUCAUUGCAAGCCAAUACCACCUUCAUGCCUCGCCAAGAGCUGAUAAAGUACAGAAGAGUAAAAGCUCACCUCAAAGGGCUCAACAAGCCACCUCUGAAGACAAUUCAGAGUCCUGAUGGUGAUCUUGUAGACUGUGUUCCUUCUCAUCUCCAGCCAGCAUUUGAUCAUCCAAGACUAAAAGGACAGAAGCCAUUGGAACCACCGAAGAGGCCAAGAAAACAUUUUAUUACCAGUGAAAGUAUUGAGAUUAAGCAAUUAUGGAUGAGCUCAGGGGACUCUUGUCCUGAAGGGACAGUGGCAAUCAGGAGAACCAGAGAAGAAGAAAUUUUGAGAGCUAGCUCCAUUAAAAGAUUUGGGAGAAAGACAGUGCGAAGAGAUUCAGAGAGCGGCGGGCAUGAGCAUGCAGUAGGGUAUGUCAGUGGAGAUCAGUACUAUGGAGCAAAAGCUAGCUUGAAUGUGUGGGCACCAAAAGUUACAGGUGCUUCAGAGUUCAGUUUGUCUCAAAUUUGGGUCAUUUCUGGAUCCUUUGGUGAAGAUCUCAACACCAUUGAAGCUGGAUGGCAGGUUAGCCCUCAGCUUUAUGGAGAUAAUUUCCCAAGGUUCUUCACUUAUUGGACAACUGAUGCAUACCAAGCCACUGGAUGCUAUAAUCUCUUGUGCUCAGGCUUCGUCCAAACUAAUAAUAAGAUCGCCAUUGGAGCUGCUAUCUCCCCAGCUUCAGUUUACAAUGGCGGCCAGUUUGACAUCAGUAUUCUUAUUUGGAAGGAUCCUAAGCAUGGAAACUGGUGGCUAGAGUUUGGUCCAGGCCUACUUGUGGGCUACUGGCCAUCCAUCUUAUUCAGCCGCUUAACAAACCAUGCAAGCAUGGUUCAAUUCGGGGGCGAAAUUGUAAACUCGCAGUCUUCAGGUUCUCAUACAUCGACACAAAUGGGAAGUGGUCAUUUCUCCAGAGAAGGAUUUGGCCGAGCGUCCUACUUUCGUAACUUACAGGUGGUCGACUAUGAUAACAGCUUAGUUCCCGCGACGAAUCUUCAUGUUCUUGCUGAUCAUCCUGAAUGCUAUGAUAUACAAGGAGGGGUUAAUAGUGUUUGGGGGAAUUAUUUCUACUACGGAGGUCCAGGAAGAAAUAUGAAUUGCCCUUGAAAUUAAGUGACCGGAGUUUUAUUAUUGUUGAAACUGAGAAAUGGUUUUGGUCGGUUAUAGAUUCUUCAGGUUUUAUUUACAAGUGUAUGUCUGUCUUCAAUUUUUUUUAUACGUAUCUUUAAGGCCAAUGUAAAUUUUGGGGAAGUGAAGGAAAUAUAUACAAGUGCGUUCUAUGUUA